CAACUACUUGAAGUAAACUAUACGAGUGCUAAUAAAGUGUGAAGUCGCCCUAAAAAUGAUAAAGAUGUGAAGUAAUGCCUGAGAGCCAGUGAACGCCAGGAAGUAUUGCACCAUCUUGCCCCAGUUUUGGUUAUUUAAUUAAGGUAUAAAUAAAUCCCCACAAUGAAUGCAAGUGAGGAUAAUCAAUUGAUGGAGCCUUCAGAGCUCUCAUCACAGGAUUCCAAUUCGGAGAACAAUCUCACAAUAAGCCUACGAGCUAUUCCCUCGGUGGCCGAGUAUUAUGAAAACAUGACUGCCUUUGUCAGCUUGGCCAUUUUUGUGGCCAGUUUGCUGACCAUCCUGAACAUCUGCAUCUUCUCCACCACCGUCUCGAGGAUGUGCCGCCACUUGAGCAAACCUCUCCUGCAGCCCUCGAUCAUGAUGGUCGCCCUGUAUCCCAUUAUCUCGGUGGCAGCCCUGGUGACCAUCCUGGUGCCCUACUCCUGGUUCAUGUGCCACACGGUGAUGCAUUUGAUGUUCAUGGUCGGCGGACCCGUGUUCCGUACACUCCUCUUCCGCUACGUGGUCUCCGAGCAGAAUUACGUUAAGGAGACGGGCGGAGAGGCGGUCCAGCUGAACACGCCCCCUUGUUGCUGCUGCUGCUUCUGUCUGCCGAUGGUAGUGCCCACGAAGGCGAAGCUUUGCAUCUCCCGAUACAUGGUCUGGCAGAUGCCCUUCUGGCAGGGCUCCAUUAUGCUGGUGAUGAACAUCCUCUACUACCGGGACAUCAAUUUGUACCACCAGGUGAUGUACUUCUUCAUACCCUUCAUCGUCUGUUCGAUUGUGAUGGGGGCGUGGUCGCUUCAAAUCACGGUUCGGAUGAUCACCAAGCUCAGGGGAGACUACCAGCUGCGGAAGAAGAUGUUCUGCCUCCAGUUGGUGGUGAUGCUGUGCAAGCUGCAGUACUUGCUCCUUUAUGAUCAGUUGGAUGGAAUCCCCAUGGGCGGGGAGUAUCCCAUCAACCACACAGUCUACAAACAGACCAUCAUUAAUAUCCUUAUUUUGGUGGAAAUGGUAUUGGUGUCCAUGAUGGUCCAAAGCGCCUACCGCACACCCAUUCAGGUCCAGGUCGACGAGGUCAACAAGGAGAAGGAGAUAACUCGUAUCUGAGUUGAUUUUUUGGCUAUUGGAUUGUUAGUAGCAAAGAAAUGUGAUAAAUUUAAUAAAGAAAUGUUAGUUCAA
This is a messenger RNA of Drosophila ananassae, 1221 nucleotides long. Its product is annotated as organic solute transporter alpha-like protein. Lineage: Eukaryota; Metazoa; Arthropoda; Insecta; Diptera; Drosophilidae. The record is from RefSeq and is a predicted model, not a curated record. Gene Ontology annotation, biological process: transport. Gene Ontology annotation, molecular function: transporter activity. The coding region runs from base 163 to 1149 and encodes 328 amino acids. The transcript has 3 exons.